CUGACUUCCGGCCGGACAGCAUUCUAUGCGCGCGCUGUCAGUUUGCGCGUUCUCGCGAAGCUGAGUCGAGUGAAGUGGACAUCCCAUUUGAAGACUUAUCAAGACCGUUUAAUAGUUCAUAUAUCUGCGACAGAGGCCAUGUCAACCGAUUCGUGGGCUCUAGCUGUGGACGAACAAGAGUCUACAGCCAAGCCUAUUAAGAACUUGAGGAUAAUGGAAGCGGGAGAUACAGCUUCACGUCAGACUAAUGAUGAUGGUGACAAAUCUGAUGAAGAGGAAAAAGAGGACAAAGCCACACAGUCUCUCCUUAAUAAGCUGAUCAGAAGCAAUGUGGUCAACAACACAAACCAAGUGGAGGUUCUUCAGAGAGACCCAAACUCACCACUGUAUUCAGUCAAGACCUUCGAGGAGCUGAGACUGAAACCUCAGUUGCUCAAAGGCGUCUAUGAAAUGGGCUUCAACAGACCAUCUAAAAUCCAAGAGAAUGCCCUUCCCAUGAUGCUCGCCGAACCACCUCAGAAUCUGAUCGCUCAGUCUCAGUCUGGCACUGGUAAAACAGCCGCCUUCGUGCUGGCCAUGCUCAGUCAUGUGGACCCAGGCUUAAAAUGGCCGCAGUGUCUGUGCAUUUCUCCCACAUAUGAACUCGCUCUGCAGACGGGUAAAGUCAUUGCGCAAAUGGGCAAGUUUUAUCCUGAAGUUAAACUGGCAUAUGCUGUUCGAGGACAUAAAAUGGAGCGUGGCGUUAAGAUCAAGGAGCAGAUCGUCAUCGGCACACCUGGGACAGUUCUGGACUGGUGCGUUAAGCUGAAGCUCAUCGACCCGAAAAAGAUCAAAGUGUUUGUUCUGGACGAGGCUGAUGUCAUGAUUGCUACACAGGGACACCAAGACCAGAGCAUCCGCAUUCAGAGAAUGCUGCCCAAAGGCUGUCAGAUGUUACUUUUCUCUGCCACCUUUGAGGACUCUGUGUGGAAGUUUGCCGAGCGGGUCGUGCCGGAUCCCAACAUCAUCAAGCUUAAACGAGAAGAGGAGACCUUGGACACUAUCAAGCAGUACUAUGUGCAAUGCAACAGCAAGGAGGACAAGUUCAAUGCACUCUGUAACAUCUACGGAGCCAUCACUAUCGCACAAGCUAUGAUCUUCUGUCAUACUCGAAAAACAGCCAACUGGCUUGCCGGCCAGCUGUCUAAAGAGGGCCACCAGGUGGCGCUCCUCAGUGGGGAAAUGGUGGUUGAGCAGAGAGCAGCUGUUAUUGAACGUUUCAGAGAUGGCAAGGAGAAAGUUCUCAUCACUACUAAUGUCUGUGCAAGAGGUAUUGAUGUUGAACAAGUGUCAGUGGUGAUCAACUUUGACCUUCCACUGGACAAAGAUGGCAAUCCAGACAACGAAACGUACCUCCACCGGAUCGGUAGGACUGGACGCUUUGGCAAGAGAGGACUCGCUGUCAACAUGGUGGACAGUCAGCGCAGCAUGGAGAUUCUCAAGACAUACGAGAGGCAUUUUAAUAAGAAAAUUUUGAGGCUGGACACGGAUGACCUUGACGAAAUUGAAAAAAUCGCCAACUGAAGUGAUGAAGAGCGAAAUCCACAUUAUUUUCAUAAAAAUCAGUUCUGCUGUUACCUUAUGAUGUUUACAUCAAUUAUCGACGCAUAUUUAAAAGAAUGCGCUUUAACUCGACAAGCUUAAUGCCAAAUAGUUUUGAUUCUAAGCUUAUGGUAUUCCAGGACCUUUUGAAUCAGUUUGCGUUUGAUAGAGUGUGAUUUCAUUUAGAAGUGAAUUGAAAUACUAAUUCCUACAUUUAACCUUGUUUACUGGAGAGUUUAACGUAGGCAUUUUGUCUAUCUACUUGACUAAAAAAGCAUAUCUUGAAUAGUGUUGCACUCUGAAGUAAGUUGACUACCUUUUGGUCUUAUGUGUGAAUAGAAUCAUAACAGACUUCAGUAUUUAUUAUAUCACAGUAUCUGAGAAGAUAAAAGUCAGUAAGGAAGAGAAUCUCUGAUAAAUAUAGUCAACCAUUGGGAUUUCGUAAAUUCAGCAUGCCUUCAAAUUCGCACCAAAUUAUAAUGCGCACAAAUGACACAGUCCCUUAAAACCAACUCGAAACACUAACAUUCCUCAAGAGCACUUUAGAAUAAAUAGACAUUUUUUUAUGAGAAUUGUGUAAAAACACAAUAAAGUAUUAUUGUGAUAUAUAAUGAUGCCAUUGUACUUGAACUACAAAACCAUUUAAGCUUUUGGAAGAAGAAAGAGUUUGUUUGUUUUGUUCUGUUCAAACAGACCAAAUAUUAGUUUGAGUUUUAGUUGCACUGAAUUAUUUGAACAUUCGCUAGCAUGUUCUGUUCCGUUGCAGGAAAUGCAGCACUUUUACAAAGUACUACUGAAGAGUGAUUGUUUUGUAGCUAUACUGUUAGGAAUGGCUGCUCUACUCUUGUUUGCUAAAAGCAAAAUUAUUUUAGUUUGUUUACAUUUUUGCUGCUCAAAGUAAUGCACUUUGUUUGACUGAAACCCAUUUGCGAUUGCAUUUAGCAUUUCAGGUUUUUUGUACAUUAGCUGCAUUUAGGGUUUUAUAGUUGUUUCCUCUAUAUUCUUAUAAUAAUAAAACUAUCACAUGGCUCA
Molecule: messenger RNA, 2613 nt
Organism: Megalobrama amblycephala (Wuchang bream)
Lineage: Eukaryota; Metazoa; Chordata; Actinopteri; Cypriniformes; Xenocyprididae
Gene: ddx19a
Product: DEAD-box helicase 19a
Exons: 12
Coding region: 139-1563 (474 amino acids)
Biological process (GO): poly(A)+ mRNA export from nucleus
Cellular component (GO): cytoplasmic stress granule; nucleus
Molecular function (GO): RNA binding; RNA helicase activity; ATP binding
Source: RefSeq, a predicted model, not a curated record